AUGACUAUCGGCGCCUUCGAAGUUUCGAAAACCCGGCGCAAGUGGCAGGUCGCCCUUGCUACUAUAUACUGUCUUUUAAGUGCUGGUGUCGUCUUUGGAUAUGCUGCUAUUAAGCCGGUUUUAAUCGCGGAGGGCGUAUAUCGGGAUAGAUGUACGGAUGAUGAAAUAGAUCGGGAUGUGAGGGUGUGCUUUGGGCAAGAAUUACAUUUGAACUUCAUGUUCACCUGUGCAGCUGUUGCAACAAAUGUCUGCGCUUUGCCCGUCGGUACAAUUCUCGAUAAAUACGGUCCUAGGAUUAGUGGCAUGCUCGGUGCUGUUUUCUUUGCUGCCGGAUGCCUACUGUUCGCUUUUGCCUGGGAACUCCCGUUUGAUGCUUAUAUUCCUGCAUACCUUUUUCUCGCCCUCGGUGGCCCGUUCGUCUUCAUUUCGUCUUUCCAGCUCUCUAACACGUUUCCUACGAGCUCUGGCUUAAUAUUGUCCCUCCUCACCGGUGCUUUCGAUGCAUCCUCUGCCAUAUUCCUUAUAUACCGCCUCAUUUAUUUCGCCAGUGGCGAAACAUUCUGGCCUAAGAAGUUUUUCCUAGUCUAUCUCAUCGUUCCAGUUUUCACCUUCCUCUCCCAGGUUUUCGUUAUGCCUCGGGAAUCUUACAAGACCGUAGGCGAAUUGGUACACAUGGUUGAAGAAGACCAAUAUCAUUCUUCGGACGAAGAGCUUCCCGCCGAAGUCCGUCACUCAGUACAAGAAGAACGUCGCGCCUCUGUAGCCAGCGAAAUAGAUCUUCUCCUCGGACCCAAAGGCGGCGAACGUCAUCAGAAGCGUGAGACUGCAAAGAAGCAUAUUUCGGGUGUGUGGGGAGCUCUACAUGGCAAAACCGCACGCGAGCAGAUUACCAGUUGGUGGUUUGUGCUGAUCACGGCGUUUACGGUUAUUCAAAUGACAAGGAUCAAUUAUUUUGUGGCAACUAUAAGGCCGCAGUAUACGUAUUUGCUGGGAAGUUAUGAGGACGCUGUGGAGAUCAACAAUUUCUUCGAUAUCGCACUACCGAUGGGAGGAUUAGUCGCUGUUCCAUUUAUUGGCGCUUUACUCGACCGAACUAGCACAACAUUCAUUAUUGGAUUGUUGGUAACAGCCGCAACCGUAAUUGGUAUCUUGGGUAUUCUCCCAUAUAAAUGGGCUGCAUAUCUGAAUGUUAUCCUGUUCGUGGUGUACCGUCCGUUAUAUUACACUACUGUAUCGGACUACGCUGCCAAAGUCUUUGGCUUCGUCACUUUCGGUAAAGUGUAUGGUACAAUUAUCUGUCUGGCUGGCCUCUUCAACUUCGUACAAUCAGGGCUCGAUGCUCUGACAUACACGGUAUUUGGGAAGAAUCCUGUACCUGUUAAUGUUAUACUUCAAGUUUCUGCGAUGUUAGUUGGAACAGCGUUGGUGGCAUAUAUCAAUUUCCAGUCAAAGAAAAUGAAGCGGGAUGAAUUAGUCAGGGAGGCAGAGAGUGCAGAGGAAACAGCGAUGCCUGUACACCUGGGUUUUGGAGAGAGCAGUUAUACGCAGUAG
Molecule: messenger RNA, 1551 nt
Organism: Orbilia oligospora ATCC 24927
Lineage: Eukaryota; Fungi; Ascomycota; Orbiliomycetes; Orbiliales; Orbiliaceae
Exons: 7
Coding region: 1-1551 (516 amino acids)
Biological process (GO): transmembrane transport
Cellular component (GO): fungal-type vacuole membrane
Molecular function (GO): transmembrane transporter activity
Source: RefSeq, a predicted model, not a curated record